ACCGCGUACUGAAGAAUAAAUCUUCAAGAAGAGCUAAAAACUUUCCCCUACAGGACUUGUACUUCCAAUUCCUUCCAUCUUUCUUCUCAACACUUCCCUCCCUUUCCUUCUCCUGCAAAUUUCCCUCGCCUUCCACCAAAAUCGUAAUGGACUACGAUUUCAGGAACAGAACAGGUCCCCCGUACGAUGCGCAAAUCCCUAUGUACCGGCAACAGCCCACUUCAUCAUCAUCAUCAUCGAUGCCAUCUAGCCAUCCGAUGUACGGACCUUCCUUAUACCCAAGAAUCGGUCAACCCGCUCACACCGUAGUCUCUCCUGCACCCCGCAUCCCACCUUUCCAUCAGACCUCUUCUCCUUCCACUUCGUCGGGAUUGGGCGUUAGGGUUGCUCUGAAACCAGAAUAUCGGAUCACUCCCCCGCCUCAGUUGUCGCCACAAGUUGGGGACAUUCCUCGAAGCAAUUUCCAGUUUGAUUUCGAGUUUGAGAGGAAAAUCUUAGCCGAAGCAGAGAAGGAAAGCAUGAAUUUUAGCAGGCUUGGCUUGGAAAACCUUUCUUCUAAACCUACCGAAUCAACUUCUUCAUCGGGUGCGAAGUCAGAUCCUGUGGUGAGCAAAUACAUUGCCUCUGGACUCAACCGAGAAGCUGUAACUGUUGCAGUUGCAAAUUAUGGAGACGAUCCAACCAAGGUACGUGAAUUUGCGCAUGGUUACAACCUACUGCGAGAAAUGGGAUUCUCAUCAAACAAUGUUGCUGAGGCCUUACUCAUGUAUGACAAUGACACAGACAAGGCAUUGGCGCAUUUGCUCAACAACUCAUCAUGAGGAUGAUAUAAACUAAAUAGUUGUAUGUGAGUGAAGACUGGAGUGAUAAUGUGAUACCUUUUUUGUUUAAUUUUUUUUUUAAUUUCUGGUGUGCUUUUUAUGCUUUGAUACAGAUUAUACAAAUGUUCAUUCUGUGAUAUUUUAUCCCUUUAAUAAAAGAAAAAAAUAACUAUGAGCAGCA
Theobroma umbraticum is the source of this 1002-nucleotide messenger RNA. Its product is annotated as Ubiquitin-associated/translation elongation factor EF1B protein. The record is from RefSeq and is a predicted model, not a curated record. Gene Ontology annotation, cellular component: ESCRT I complex. Gene Ontology annotation, molecular function: ubiquitin binding. Lineage: Eukaryota; Viridiplantae; Streptophyta; Magnoliopsida; Malvales; Malvaceae. Gene Ontology annotation, biological process: ubiquitin-dependent protein catabolic process via the multivesicular body sorting pathway.